AUGACAAGUAAACAAUUAAAUAUAAAGCAAGAAAUUGGUAAAGUGAUAAAAAGAUUUAAAUUUGAAGAAUUGGAGUCAGCUGUGUUACCAGUAUUUCCUGAAUUUAAAUGGGAUAAAAUAAAAUCUAAACUUGUAGAAAAUCAUGAAAGUUUUACAACAGGACAUGCAAUUCAGAUUAUAGAUAUCUUUAUAAGUAAGGCAAAUUUAGUCAACAAUGUCUUGAAAGAUCGUAUGACCACUCUACAAGUAAUAGAUGUGAGUAGACAUUACAAUAGAAAAGUUUGGUAUGGUUAUGAAUUUCUCGGUAAUAACGAUUCUAAUUCUAUAACACUUAAAGAAAUUGAAAAUAAAAUAAAAUAUAACUUAAAAGCACAUAAGAUUCACGUAAAUGCACAAGCUGUAGAAUACAAUGGUCUGACAUUUUUGGCUAUUAAAGAAGAAUCCAGAAGAAAGAAAAUAAUAACUCUACCAACAUAUUUCUCUUUCUUAAUAAAUGAAAACUACUUUUUCUGUUCUAAGAAAGGAGUUUCAAAUGAAUUCCUAAUGGCAGUAACAGAGUCUUUAGGUUAUCAGAAUUGUAAAAAAAUUAAGUUAAUGGGCAAAGAUAUUCAUUCAUUAAUAAAAAUGUUAUUGUCCAGAAAAGCUGCGACAAUGGAAGGUAGAUUGUUGUGUCAACCAUUACCAUUCAAACGAGUUCCUCCAGCAUUAACAACACUUGGUCUAGACUUUACUCGUCACAAACAACGAAAAGAAUAUGCUAUAGAAUGCUAUAAGAAUAGUGCACCAAUUUUUGAAUUUUUAAAAGUUAAAAGUUUACAUGAAAAAUGGAAACAUAAAGAUGCUGUAGAAAAAUUACCAAAUGAAAGUAUUUUUAUUGCGAUAGAAUUUCGAAGUUCAGAUAUCAUACAAUUUCUAAAACAUUUAAUAACUCAAGGCAUUCUUACAUUACCUCUCCCUUGUUAUGCUGCAAACAUACUUACAUUAGGAAGAAAUGAUGUAAUGCUAAAAGAUAAUUCACAAUGACUAAAAAGCUAAAUUUUGUUACAGAUUGAACAAAUUUAUUGUAGUGUCAAUUAAUUUAUAAUUAAUGUUACUAGAAUAUGUAAUUUUAGUAUA
Molecule: messenger RNA, 1116 nt
Organism: Ceratosolen solmsi marchali
Lineage: Eukaryota; Metazoa; Arthropoda; Insecta; Hymenoptera; Agaonidae
Exons: 6
Coding region: 1-1023 (340 amino acids)
Cellular component (GO): nucleoplasm
Source: RefSeq, a predicted model, not a curated record